Molecule: messenger RNA, 3765 nt
Organism: Maylandia zebra (zebra mbuna)
Lineage: Eukaryota; Metazoa; Chordata; Actinopteri; Cichliformes; Cichlidae
Source: RefSeq, a predicted model, not a curated record
GUCCUUGAGCUGCUGGCUGCUGUUUGUCUUGUCCGAGGAGGUCAUGAGAUCAUCCUUUCAGCAUUUGACAACUUCAAAGAGGUUUGCAAAGAGAAGCAUCGCUUCGAGAGACUGAUGGAUUACUUCCGCAGUGAAGAGGGAAACAUUGACUUCAUGGUUGCUUGCAUGCAGUUCAUCAACAUUGUGGUCCACUCAGUUGAAGACAUGAACUUCAGAGUGCAUCUGCAGUAUGAAUUCACCAAACUGGGACUAGAUGACUUCCUGGAGAAAUCUAAACACACGGAGAGCGACAAGCUGUCGGUUCAGAUCCAGGCUUACCUUGAUAACGUAUUUGAUGUGGGUGGCCUGCUAGAAGAUGCCGAAACCAAGAAUGCAGCGCUGGAGAAGGUGGAGGAACUGGAGGAGCACCUGUCCCACGUGACUGAGAAGCUUCUGGAGGUUGAGAAUGAAACAAUGAUGAAAGUAGCCGAUCUGGAGAAGCUGCUCAUUCAGAAAGACAAGGAGCUGAACGUAAUACGGGAGACAUACGAGUCAACCAGCACUCAGGUUAACACCCUGAGGAGGAUGAUCAAGGAGAAGGAUGCUGCAUUUCAGAGGCACUUCAACAUUGAGAAGCGUCUGCUGGAGCUCGAACAGCAGGGCACCAUCCGCUUGCACAAGAAACCUGAUGGAGACAUCGCCAUCGAGCCGCUGGGCGUCGGCAGUGCCGGGAUACCCUUGGGAAACAUCGGAAAGCUGUCUUUGGGUUCAACGGCAGGGCUGACAGAACUAGGAGGACCCGACACAAGUUUACCACCAGCCAGCGAAGCACCUCCGCCUCCACCGCCUCCUCCCCCUCCCCCUCCCCUGCCAUCUGCUUCAGGACACACUGCGCCAGUCCCACCACCACCUCCUCCCCUUGCUCCUCCUCUGCCAGAAGCUUCCCCCUCUGUCAUCUUGAGCGUAGGUCUGUCAGCUAUCAGGAUCAAGAAGCCUAUAAAGACCAAGUUCCGUUUGCCUGUGUUUAACUGGACGGCCUUGAAGCCCAAUCAGAUCAAUGGCACAGUCUUCAACGAGAUCGAUGAUGAACGUGUGCUAGAGGAGCUGGAGCUGGAGAGGUUUGAGGAGCUAUUUAAGACGAGAGCCCAGGGUCCAGUUGUGGAUCUUUCCUGCACAAAGAGCAAAGUAGCCAAUAAGGUGGCAAACAAAGUCACACUUCUGGACGCCAAUCGCUCCAAGAACUUAGCCAUCACACUGCGAAAGGCUAACAAGACAACAGAAGAGAUCUGCAAAGCCAUAGAGAAGUUUGACCUCAAGGCCUUACCUGUCGACUUUGUGGAGUGCCUGAUGCGUUUCCUGCCCACCGAGGCAGAAGUGAAGGUGAUGCGUCAGUACGAGCGCGAGCGGCGUCCGCUGGAUCAGUUAGCAGAGGAGGAUCGCUUCAUGUUGUUAUUCAGCAAGAUCGAGAGGCUGACGCAGAGAAUGAACAUUAUCACCUUUGUUGGAAACUUUGCCGACAACGUGAGCAUGCUCACGCCACAGCUCAACGCCAUCAUUGCUGCUUCUGGCUCAAUCAAGUCGGCACCAAAGCUCAAGAGGAUGCUUGAAAUCAUCUUAGCCCUAGGAAACUACAUGAACAGCAGCAAACGAGGCUGCGUUUAUGGUUUCAAAUUACAAAGCCUUGAUCUGCUUCUGGACACUAAGUCUACAGACAGAAAGAUGACAUUGCUCCACUACAUAGCUCUUAUUGUGAAAGAGAAGUACCCUGAACUGACCAACUUCUACAAUGAAUUGCACUUUGUGGACAAAGCUGCAGCAGUGUCUCUGGAAAACGUCCUGCUGGAUGUUCGAGAGCUGGGGAAAGGCAUGGACCUCAUCCGGAGAGAGUGCAGUCUCCACGACCACUCAGUCCUGAAAGGUUUUGUCCAGGCUAGUGACUCACAGCUGGACAAGCUACAGAAGGACGCCAAGAUGGCAGAGGAAGCCUUUAACAGUGUGGUGAGCUACUUUGGAGAAAGUGCCAAGACGGCUCCACCCUCCGUGUUCUUCCCUGUGUUUGUGCGCUUCAUCAAGGCGUACAAGGAUGCAGUGGAAGAAAAUGAACAGAGGAAAAAGCAAGAGGAAGCAAUGAGAGAAAAGUUACUGGCUCAGGAGGCGAAGCAGCAUGACCCUAAGGUUCAGGCCCAGAAGAAGAGGCACCAGCAGCAGGAGCUGAUCGCAGAGCUGCGCAGGCGGCAAGCCAAAGACCACCGGCCUGUGUACGAGGGCAAGGAUGGCACUAUUGAAGACAUUAUCACAGCUGAAAAGAAGAUUAAUGACAGUAUUUCCCACUCCUAGGAGAGGAUCUCCGAAACCAGCCUUUCCUGCGAGCGGACGCGUUGAUCCGGAGCGGUUGGAAGAGACCCUAAACCACUUAUUCGUCACUUAUAGUCCCCUCCCUAUUGUAACCCUUCCCUUUGUCCCAGUGGCGCAUCUCAACCCUGAGGCUGCAGAUCACAAAGACUGAAAAGCGAGGACAGGACAAAGCCCUUGUUUUAGCCCGGUAAUUUAUUUAUUUAUGGAUGCCCUUUUACAACCACUUUAAAUGAGCAGGCAUGAUUACAGAAGCACAACGCGCUACUACUCCUUCGUCACCGCGAGCAGAAGGCUUUCCCUGCUCUGUCGGCACUGACCUUUGGGAGGAUGACCAGAGCACAGGUGAGGCCAUCUGAGGACUGGAGGAGGAAUUGUGCUUUCACUAACAAGUGCCUGCUAGCAUGUGGAUCUUAAUGUGGACAUUCCUAAAACCCAUUAAUAUCCGAAGGUUACGCAGUCAUAGCAGGAUUUAAACUGGGAGGCAGCCAAGAUAAAUUGCCGACUCUUCUGCUGCUGCUGGGACGCCUGCCUUUAAGACACCUGCAAAAGCCUCCUGCAAAUAACAGAGGAGGUGCGAUGUUAUAACAGACAUUCGUGGACUGUUUCGCAGCGUUACGCCAAGUCUUCGAGACGCCUUCAAUCAGACUUAAUAUUGUUUAUUUUGAUUGUAUCUGGGAGCAAAGACCAUCACUGUACUGGUUCUUCUUGUCAAGCUAGACAAACCAAAUUAAUCCAAAGUUUGAUGUUCCGCUUAAGAAGUGCCUUUUUGUGUUAUUUCUCGUCAGUCAGCCAUAAUUUGUUUAUUUUACAUCUUUCAUUUGGUAAAGAUUGUAUUUUUUACCGCCUUGUAAUAUAACAUUAGCCUUAUAAUCCUGACAACAAUAUGCAAGUUGAAGGCACAAAAAAAGCUUAAAGGUAUGUUAGUUCCUUUUUACCUCUAGUACAUCAGAACAGCUGACACGAGAGUCCCCAGAGUUUUGUGCCUUGACCAAGUGGUGGUUAAAAACAGAAUAUUACGUGCCUUGACAACACUUCCUGUCACACCGUGCGUGACAGUUAGGAGGUGACAGACGCAUGAAGGAGACUCCAGGUGGACUACUGUUUCAAAGGCACACUUGCUGUUUGGUUAGCCUGCUCUAAAUGUAUUAUUAACAGAUGAAGGAUGAAGUGCAUUUAAAGCUUCUUUUUCUUAUCCGUUUUAAUACAGAUUAUUCCUCCUAACAGCUUUAGAGACUUGCAUGACAUUGGCACAAAGGGAGCAAUACAUCUUAACACUACUUAAAUUUGGCUCAAGAUUGUAUAAAACACUAUUCUUGUGUGUACUGAAAUCAAAAGAAACAUACUUUUUUUUUUAAGAAAAAGCUAUUCUUGGGAUUGUCUGUUGACUGAAAGACAACACUUCCUGUUUAAUAAAUAUGAUGAUUUAUGUAA